AUGAAUAUGUUGGAUGAUGAAGAUGACCAAAGCUUUCACGCUACGCGUGACGGCUACUCCCAUUUGAGCGAUGUCGAAUGGGAUGCGGUUGAACGAAUGGGUUCAACCAUGGGCAUCCAUGCUGUUAGCGUCAUGCUAGAGGCUCUCAAUAGAGAUGCCCAACAUGCUACUAUCGCCAAGUUCAUUCAAAAUGAACUUGACGCAGAACGCGAGAAAGUAGCCUUGCUUCACCAACAAGGUUCUCAACAAGCAGAGUUGUUGAGAGAACAAGGUGAUCAACAGUUUGAACUGUUGAGACAGCAGCAGGCUGCUGCUGGCGGGUCGAUGCACUCGCGUCGACCCGAGACUUUGAAGAUUGACAUCUCAAAGUAUAGGGGGGUCGAAGAAGACUCUCUCUUGAGAUGGUUCGUCGAAUUGGAUGACGCCAUAAGGGCGCGUCGCAUCGACGACGGGGAUAUGCAAGUUGCAUUUGCCCAGUCAAAUCUGGCAGGAUGUGCCAAGCCUUGGGCACUGGGGCUCAAGUUGCACGACCCAUAUGCGUUUGGGUCGUUGGAAGUCUUCAAGUCGCGGCUCAGACAAACGUUUGUGCCGCCUGGAGCUGAGUUCAGAGCUCGAACCGAACUCUUGAAGCUCAAACAGGGUAAUCGUGAUGUUCACGCUUACGCGCAACAUAUACGACAUCUUACGAGUUGUAUAAGUUCCAAUCCGGUGGAUGAACACACGUUGGUUUCGGUGUUCAUGCAGGGUCUUGCGGAUGGUCCCGUCAAGACUCACCUGUUCCGGCUUGAACUAGAUUUACUAGAACAAGCCAUUUCCAUUGCGGAGCAGGAAGACUUCAGUCUGAGACAGGCUCGCGCCAGCUCGACAUCAUAUCGUCAACCGAGACGAUAUGACAGCGGAGGUCCAGAGCCGAUGGAACUCUGUUAUGUAGAGAGCGAGAAGGCUCGCUCUACAGGCUACAAGAAGUUGCAGAGAUGCAACAGAUGUCAAAAGACAGGACACUACGCUUACGAGUGUAGUGCCCCUCGUCCAGUGUCUCGCAACACUGGGCGUAGUGACCGUCCACCCAUGAGAAAGGGGCAGGGACGAGGGUCCGCAGUUGGUGCAAAGACGCAACAACGGGAUGGACCGUCAAAAAACGGACAGGAUCAGUAG
Messenger RNA from Peronospora matthiolae, 1155 nucleotides. Lineage: Eukaryota; Oomycota; Peronosporomycetes; Peronosporales; Peronosporaceae. The record is from the annotation of a GenBank genome assembly.